Messenger RNA from Anopheles cruzii, 1084 nucleotides. Its product is annotated as deoxynucleoside kinase. Gene Ontology annotation, biological process: nucleobase-containing compound metabolic process. The transcript is spliced from 5 exons. Lineage: Eukaryota; Metazoa; Arthropoda; Insecta; Diptera; Culicidae. Bases 81 to 902 code for a protein of 273 amino acids. Gene Ontology annotation, cellular component: cytoplasm; mitochondrion. Gene Ontology annotation, molecular function: deoxynucleoside kinase activity; ATP binding. The record is from RefSeq and is a predicted model, not a curated record.
CACAAAGUUGUGCGUUGAAAGUGGCUUGGAAACUAUUUCCGUAUUUUCAUGAAAAUUCUUGUACGAAGUAGUGCCGCGAAAUGUUGGCUAGAACAUCCCGUCUGAUGGCCAGAUCAUGCAGUUCAUACACUGGCAGUCGAUUCGGCCGGAACGAUCUAAACAUGCCCCCGAUAUCGAACGAAAAGCUGGGCGCUGAAGGCAAAAAGCCGUUCACCGUGUUCGUAGAAGGGAACAUUGGCAGCGGGAAAACAACAUUCCUGAACCAUUUCCAGAAGUUUGACGAUGUUUGCUUGUUGACUGAGCCGGUGGAAAAGUGGCGUAACUGUGGCGGUGUUAAUUUGCUGGACCUCAUGUACAAGGAAGCGUACCGAUGGGCUAUGCCAUUCCAAACGUACGUCACUCUGACGAUGCUCGACAGGCACACGAGCAAGACGGAUAAAUCGGUAAAGCUGAUGGAGCGGUCGUUGUUCAGUGCUCGACACUGCUUCGUGGAGAACAUGCUCGCCGCUGGCACGUUGCAUAAUGGGAUGUACAAUGUUCUCCAAGAAUGGUACGACUUCAUUUGCUGCAAUAUUCAUAUUCAGGCGGACUUAAUUGUUUACCUGCAGACCAGCCCAGAAAUUGUGUACGAGCGCAUGAUGAAGCGUGCCAGGUCGGAGGAGAGCUGCGUUCCGCUUCAGUACCUCAGAGAGCUACACGAUCUUCAUGAAAACUGGUUAAUACACGGAACCGCUCCUCGUCCAGCACCGGUUCUAGUUCUGAAUGCUGAUCUUGAUCUGAACACAAUCGGCACGGAGUACGAGCGCUCCGAAACGAGCAUUUUGAAGCCCAUAUUAAUCGAGAACACACAGCAGCACACCAUUCUUUCGUCGCCUUCCAAACGGUCCAAAACCGAUUUCUAAUUUGCGCGGAAGGGCUUUUGGCAACUCGUAUUUCCAUACUCUUAAUGACUUUUAAUUUACAUAUAAAACCAUUGAUUAUACAUUAAUAGAAUUGGUUUAAUUAGUGCAGGAUGUUUGUUUUACUAGCAAAAUUGUAUCAAUUUGAAAGGACGUGUGUUUCAAUAAAAGCGACCAAGUGAAAA